GGGCGGAGCAGGGGCGGGACUAACCUCUGAGGAUCCCGCCCCCCUGACCUCCCGAGAGGCCGGCCGGCUCCCGGCUCCCGGCGCCUAUUGGCCAAGGCGCCCGCCAGUUGUUGGGAAUCCCCCCUCCCUUCCCGGUGCUCCUAGAGUUGCUGGCCCCGGCACUCCAGUCCCGGAGACCGCAGCCCUGGGUGCUUCAGGUGGGACUGGCGGCGAAGCCGGCCCCUGGCUCCGAGCGCGCGGAAGGGGCUUUUCCGGGCCGGGCCGGGCGGAGCGGGAUCGGCGGGCAGUGUCGGCGGGCUGGAUGUCUCCGAGGCACUCCCACGCGUGACCGCGGAAGGCACGUCCCGUCCAGGACAGCCAGCCCCGGAGCGGCGCGCAGCGACCGCCAGCUCUGCCGUGGGGAGGAAUGAUCGGGCCGCGCGAGCCGCUAGGCCCGGCCUUGGACUGACGGUCCCCGAAGUGACCGGCUCGGGGAGAGGCGGGUCCGGAGAGUGGCCAGUCCCGAGCUAGGCCGAGCGAGCGGUCGGUGCGGAAGCGGAGCGGUCCUGCCGAGGGAGCCUCCUGCCGAGGGAGCGUCCUGCCGGGGGAGCCUCGGAGCGGUCCUGCUGAGAGAGCGUCCUGCCGAGGGAGCGUCCUGCCGAGGGAGCCUCGGAGCGGUCCUGCCGGGGGAGCCUCGGAGCGGUCCUCCGGGGGAGCCUCCUGCUGGGGGAGAGCCGGCCCGCGGCCCGAGGCAGCGGCGGGCGGGCCGGGCCAUGGCGGAGCCGGCGCUGCCGCUGGCGGCCCGGCUCAGCUAUGCCGUGGGCCACUUCCUGAACGACCUGUGCGCCUCCAUGUGGUUCACCUACCUGCUGCUGUACCUGCACUCGGUGCAGAGCUACAGCUCCUGGGGCGCCGGCGUGCUGCUGCUGCUGGGCCAGCUGGCCGACGGCGUGUGCACGCCCCUCGUGGGCUACGAGGCGGACCGCUCCGGGGGCUGCUGCGGCCGCUACGGGCCGCGGAAGUCCUGGCAUCUGGUCGGCACCAUCUGUGUCCUACUCUCCUUUCCGUUCAUCUUUAACCCCUGCCUGGGCUGCACGGCUGCCACCCCCGAGUGGGCCGCCCUCGUCUACUAUGCCCCUUUCAUCGUGAUCUUCCAGUUUGGCUGGGCAGCCACCCAGAUCUCCCACCUGUCUCUGAUCCCCGAACUGGUCACCAAUGACCACGAGAAGGUAGAGCUCACAGCCUUCAGAUAUGCCUUCACUGUGGUGGCCAACAUUGCUGUGUAUGGGGCCGCCUGGCUGCUUCUCCAUUUCCAGGGGUCCCACUCUGAGGUCCCCGAUUCGGGCCCCGGUGACCAGCUGGGCCUGCAGGACGUGCCGGUGUUUAGGAACCUUUCCCUGAUGGUGGUUGGUGUUGGGGCCGUCUUCUCCCUACUCUUCCACCUGGGCACCAAGGAGCAUCCCCGGCAGCGGCAGGGCCUCGAGGAACCCAGCGAGCACAGCCCCUUGCUCCCACCCGCCAGCCGGCCCAUGCUCCUCUGGAAGCACUGGCUGCGGGAGCCCUCCUUCUACCAGGUGGGCAUGCUGUACAUGAGCACGCGGCUCAUUGUGAACCUGUCCCAGACCUACAUGGCCAUGUACCUGACCUACUCCCUCAAGCUGCCCAAGAAGUUCAUCGCAACCAUCCCCCUCGUCAUGUACAUCAGUGGCUUCUUCUCCUCCUUCUUCAUGAAGUCGGUGAAUAAGUGCAUCGGUCGGAAUCUGACCUACUUUGUCGGCCUCUUGGUUAUCCUGGCCUUUGCCUCCUGGGUGGCGCUGGUCAACUUGCUGGGCGUCGCGGUCUAUGGCGCGGCGGUGCUCCUGGGCGUCGGCUCCGCCACCAUCCUGGUCAUGUCCCUGUCCAUGACAGCCGACCUCAUUGGCAGCCACACGAACAGCGGGGCCUUUGUGUACGGCGCCAUGAGCUUCUCGGACAAGGUAGCCAACGGGCUGGCCGUGAUGGUCAUCCAGAGCCUGUACCCCUGCUCCUCGGACUUGUGCUGUGCGGCCUGCAUGGGCUUUUACCACUGGGUGAUGGUGAUCGUGACCGGAGGCGUGGCCGUGGUUGCCGCCCUCUGUCUCUGCAGCAUCUUUCUCUGGCCAAUCCAAGUUCGAUUCUAUGAUCCAUCUGGGCCCAGCCCUGCUGAAGGUGCAACUAGACCAAACUCAGGAGCCUUCCAGGACAACGUUGUCAACUGAACACUCAGGGAAUCUCAGGUGCACAUGGACCAUCCUCCCCUCCCUGGCUCUGGGACUCGGAUCCCAGAGUCUUCUGCCGUGGACCACCCCCAGCUGGCCUGGGGGAUUCUGGUUGUGUCUCCGGCCUGCUUCUCUGGCCAGGACCUGGACUGCUAGCUGUUUACACAAAAUGUUGGACUAAUAAAUAAAAUCCCACUGUGAGUGUGGGAGUCCCA
This is a messenger RNA of Sarcophilus harrisii (Tasmanian devil), 2431 nucleotides long. It is a transcript of the gene MFSD12, whose product is annotated as major facilitator superfamily domain containing 12. The record is from RefSeq and is a predicted model, not a curated record. Gene Ontology annotation, biological process: carbohydrate transport. Gene Ontology annotation, cellular component: membrane. Lineage: Eukaryota; Metazoa; Chordata; Mammalia; Dasyuromorphia; Dasyuridae. Bases 753 to 2216 code for a protein of 487 amino acids. Gene Ontology annotation, molecular function: symporter activity. The transcript is spliced from 10 exons.